Messenger RNA from Dufourea novaeangliae, 2895 nucleotides. It is a transcript of the gene lap, whose product is annotated as phosphatidylinositol-binding clathrin assembly protein LAP. Bases 519 to 2534 code for a protein of 671 amino acids. Gene Ontology annotation, biological process: synaptic vesicle budding from presynaptic endocytic zone membrane; clathrin coat assembly; clathrin-dependent endocytosis. Gene Ontology annotation, molecular function: SNARE binding; clathrin heavy chain binding; phosphatidylinositol-4,5-bisphosphate binding. NCBI's taxonomy places the organism in Eukaryota, Metazoa, Arthropoda, Insecta, Hymenoptera, Halictidae. The record is from RefSeq and is a predicted model, not a curated record. Gene Ontology annotation, cellular component: synaptic vesicle; extrinsic component of presynaptic endocytic zone membrane; clathrin-coated pit. The transcript has 17 exons.
UCCGUCGAAGGAGUAGGAGGUCCGGGUCGCCAUAUUGGCUGGUUGCGAGAGCCUUCCGUCGUCGCGGUGAGAGCCGAGCUGUCGUCCGCCCAGCUGAGUUGUUAACGCGCACGUGAGAGAGCUUCACGGCUCGAUCGAAUCGCCGCGAUUUCGACAGUGCAGGCCGGCACCCGGGGGCGUUGCGAAACCGAUCCAUCAGAGGGAACCGGAUCGGGACCGGCGGCACAUCGUAUUUUCAUCUCUUUCUCUCUCCCUUUCUUUCAUUCGGUGCUGGGUUCUCGCGUUCGUUCGCCAGUUACACGGGCUAGUGGUGUGACUUUGUGUGUGCCCGCGCGCCUGUGGUUGUGUGUGUGUGUGUAACACGUUGUUUCGACGCUGUCGUCGCACCCUGAGGAACCAACAUCUCGUAGAGGUGAUUACAAACGACCCCGCCGCGCGGAUCGAGCGGUGUGCCGUGAGCUUCGAACAAGUUCGACGAGUGUGACAGCGGCGACGACGACGUCGACGAAGACGACAGUAUGGCGGGACAAACGAUAAACGACAGGCUGCUGGCAGCUAGACACAGCAUCGCAGGGCAGGGCCUCGCGAAAUCUGUAUGCAAAGCUACCACCGAGGAGAUGAUAGGCCCCAAGAAGAAGCAUCUCGACUAUUUAAUCCACUGCACGAACGAACCGAAUGUGUCGAUACCGCAGCUGGCGAAUCUGCUGAUCGAACGGUCCCAGAACACAAAUUGGACGGUGGUUUUCAAAGCUCUGAUCACGGUGCACCAUAUGCUUUGUUACGGCAAUGAGAGGUUCACACAGUAUCUGGCAUCCAGCAACAGCACGUUUCAGCUCAGUAAUUUUCUUGACAAAAGCGGCCUGCAAGGCUAUGAUAUGUCACCGUUCAUCAGACGAUACGCAAAGUACCUCAACGAGAAGGCUCUUUCCUACAGGACCGUGGCGUUCGACUUUUGUAAAAUGAAGAGAGGGAAGGAGGUUGGCACCCUGCGCACAAUGAAUGCAGAGAAAUUGCUGAAGACUCUUCCGGUGUUGCAGUCGCAGCUGGACGCACUUUUGGAGUUCGAUUGCACAGCAAAUGAUCUCACGAAUGGGGUCAUAAAUAUGGCUUUCAUGCUUCUUUUUCGAGAUCUGAUCCGACUGUUCGCCUGCUACAACGAUGGCAUUAUUAAUCUGUUAGAAAAGUAUUUUGAUAUGAAUAAAAAGCAAUGCCGCGAGGCCCUAGACUUAUACAAGAAGUUUCUCAUAAGAAUGGAUCGGGUCGGUGAAUUCUUGAAAGUCGCCGAGAACGUCGGCAUUGAUAAAGGAGAAAUACCUGAUCUAACAAAGGCUCCGAGUAGUUUACUGGACGCUUUGGAACAGCAUCUUGCCUCGCUGGAAGGGAAGAAAGGCUCUGCGGCGAACACUCCCACGCAGUCUGCAAGCAAUAGAACGAAUGUAAAGUCGGGAGUGUCCGCCCUGUCUUCCACCAGUACUGCGUUUGGAACAGCAGCCAGUAAUAAUCGCCUCGACCACACCGGGAAUGGACACAUCGACGAAGCAUUGAGGCAGCAGGCGCUCGCCGAAGAGGAGGCUGCUAUGAACCAGUACAAGGCAAAGGUGCAAUCCCCAUCGACCGGGCCAAGCACGAAUCCGUUCCUCAGUUCACCAACGAACAACGCUGAUCAGCCAAUCGUGGAUCUGUUCGGCGCGCCGACGACAGGAACCAAUGACAGUCAGUCGCAAAAAGCGUCAGAUGAUCUGCUCCAGUUAGCGGGAAAUCCGUUCGCUGAUAUGUUUGGUGCACCGCAGCCUGCACCCGGUCAAACCGCCACGCAGCCGCAGAACAACAUGUGGAUGACUAACGGUAACGGGUUCGCCGCAGUGCCACCGGCAAAUAAUAACUUUGUUACAGAUAACAGCUUCUCGUCCGUGUUCGGUAAUCAAGACUCACAGUCCGGUUUUGACAGUUUGGACUCGGUCCUGAUGCCUGCCACUGUAGCUGGAGAUAAUCAUAUUUCAGCGGCAGGGCAGCAGCCGAACGUGGCGUCCACUGGGAAAGUCCUGACCGGUGACUUGGACAGCAGUCUUGCCAGUCUUGCCCAGAAUCUGACUAUCAACAAGAGCGCGCAGCAGCAAGUCAAGGGAAUGCAGUGGAAUUCGCCUAAAAACGCUGCCAAGACUGGUGGUCCAGCUGGGUGGACACCGCAACCAAUGGCAGCCACCACCGGCGCUGGUUACCGUCCAAUGGGUCAAGGAAUGACGCAACUUCCUUCAACCACCCUGGGCUUUCCUCCCCAUUCUACAGCUCUGGGAAUGCAAGGAGUGCCAAUGGGCAUGCAGGGCAUGAGGCCAAUGAUGAACGCAAUACCUGCCGGUCCUGGUGGCAUGAUGGUUGCAGGAGGAGCCGCGCCGAUGAUGAUGCCCAACGCGAAUCUCAUGAUGGGCGGUAACCUCCAGCAACAACAACAACAACAACCACAGCAGCAGCAACCCCAGGCUGCUGCACAACCACAAAAUAAUGCAGUCCAACUCGAUCCAUUCGGUGCUCUGUGAAGAGAUUAGGAAUUCGAGUUACAGCCGAGCGGACGAAGCACCAAUUCUGUACAUACUGUGUAAUAUGCCUAGGAAAUGUGCCCUGCUUGCUCUCGUUAUUCUACGUAAAAUUCGUAACGACAAACUGGCCCUGUGUCCACCCUUCCCCCGAAGAAUAUUCCACACACACACACACACACGGAUGAAUCAUCGUGUCCAAGGAGAGGAGAGAGAAGAGGACGGCGCCGACGGAUUCCUCGUUACAUUUCUACAUGCUGAUCGAGUAUAAUCGUAUAUGCGGAUUUAUUCAAUUUACGGCGGUUGCCUUAAAGGAGAUAUAUAUAUAUACAUAUAUAUAUAUAUACACACACAGAGACACACA